UUAAAUAAAAAUAAUUGUUUUUUCCAUGAAUAAUAUUUCUGCGUUCCUAGAAUGGUCCAAAGAGAAAGGGAUCGUGUCUAAUGCCUCUGUCAAAGAAACAAAGUAUGCAGGUUAUGGUCUGUUUUCAACACGAGACGCCACAGACGACAGCGAACCUUUUGUUUCCAUUCCUUACGAUUUGAUCUUGACAGCAUCGAAAGCCAUGACUGAUGCCCAGUUUGCUCAGGCCAUCGCUCGAACCACGGAACAAGACAUCACGUCAUUUGCUACUGAAAAUGAACGUCUUAUUUUAUGCUUGUUCUUAAUUUACUGCUCCUUUUUCAACACAAAUACGCCAUGGCAGCCUUACAUGGCCAUUCUUCCUUCCAUCGACUUGUUUAAACAAUCCCACAUCCUUUUUAACCCGGACCUUGUAUCCGGAACAACCUUAGAGACAUCUAUCCGUACCAAACUGUCUAGCCUGAAACGUGAAUAUGACAGCCUAACUCAUGCCGAUGACUGGUUAUCCGAUAUCCAAUUUGACAUGUAUGUGUGGGCUAAUUGUGUCUUUUGGUCGCGCGUGGUAGGUAUUGGAGAAGAUCAAGAACAUGCAACGUCCAGCAGCAUGGCCCUGAUUCCAUUUUUCGAUUUUGCCAAUCAUUCAUCCGAGAGUCCCAAUAUACGUUGGCAGCUGACUGACAAGGGUAUGGAUCUUGUACCUUUUACAUCGAUUCAGACUGGAGAAGAACUUUUGCUAUCGUACGGCUCCAAAUCCAAUCAAGAAUUACUCUUCUUGCACGGGUUUUGUAUCCCCCAGAAUACCGAGCCGUUUCCUGUCUCGAUUCCUUUACUCCCAUUUUUUAACCCUGUGGAAGAAAACUUGGCAAAGAUUCGUUGGUUAAAACAAGUGGGUGUGAAGCCCGCAUUGACGCUGCUGCCACAUUCAAAAGAAGAUGCGUUUUUGGAACGGGAUUCGAUGACGACCAUGUAUCUUGUCGUUUUAGAUGAGGAAAGUGGGCUGGAGAUUUCGUCAUCUGCGAGCGAGAAUGAUGAGGAAAUUGUGUUGUCGCUAGCAGGGGAUGCCGUGGAUUCUUUAAAUGCAUUAGAUGCCAAGGUGAAACAAAUGGAUCUGUUUCCUAUCCUUCAAUUAAGAGUGAUUGUACUCUUACAAGAUGCUUUAGAAUACCAUGUUACGUUGAUUGAUACACCUUCCUCUACAGACUCUAGCGCAUUAGCUCAACAAGCUUCUAUUUAUCGAUCUGAAGAAGCCGCGACUCUUAAAGCCACCUUGGAUCAAUUAACGAUUUUAAGAGACCAGUUAAUGCAACAUCCUACCGUCCUGUCUUAUUUACAAAAUGCAUAACAGAUAAACAAUAAAAUUUAAAAAAAAAAAUUAUUUAUUCGGAAGGUUUAUAAAA
This is a messenger RNA of Mucor mucedo, 1397 nucleotides long. RefSeq lists its product as uncharacterized. NCBI's taxonomy places the organism in Eukaryota, Fungi, Mucoromycota, Mucoromycetes, Mucorales, Mucoraceae. The record is from RefSeq and is a predicted model, not a curated record. Gene Ontology annotation, molecular function: protein-lysine N-methyltransferase activity; protein binding. Gene Ontology annotation, biological process: peptidyl-lysine monomethylation. Bases 26 to 1342 code for a protein of 438 amino acids. Gene Ontology annotation, cellular component: nucleus. The transcript has a single exon.